This is a messenger RNA of Anopheles marshallii, 906 nucleotides long. RefSeq names its product CCR4-NOT transcription complex subunit 9 (gene Rcd-1). Gene Ontology annotation, biological process: mRNA catabolic process; negative regulation of translation. NCBI's taxonomy places the organism in Eukaryota, Metazoa, Arthropoda, Insecta, Diptera, Culicidae. The transcript is spliced from 4 exons. Bases 1 to 906 code for a protein of 301 amino acids. Gene Ontology annotation, cellular component: CCR4-NOT complex; CCR4-NOT core complex; P-body. The record is from RefSeq and is a predicted model, not a curated record.
AUGGCGGUCGUACAGCAAGCUGGAAAUAUGCAACAAAUGGCGUCGCACAGCGAGAAGGUGUUCCAGUGGAUAAAUGAGCUGUCGAAUCCGGAAUCGCGCGAAACGGCUCUGCUGGAGCUGAGCAAGAAGCGCGAAACCGUCCCGGAUCUAGCUCCGAUGCUAUGGCACAGCUUCGGCACGACUGCGGCCCUGCUGCAGGAAAUUAUCCACAUCUAUCCGUCGAUCAAUCCGGCCACCUUGACAGCGCACCAAUCGAACCGGGUAUGCAAUGCGCUGGCCCUGCUGCAAUGUGUCGCUUCCCAUCCGGAAACGCGUUCCGCCUUUCUGGCCGCCCACAUUCCACUGUUUCUGUAUCCGUUCCUGCACACCACCUCCAAGACGCGUCCGUUCGAGUACCUUCGUCUCACGUCGCUCGGUGUGAUCGGAGCGCUGGUGAAGACCGACGAACAGGAGGUGAUAACGUUUCUGCUGACGACGGAAAUCAUUCCACUGUGCCUGCGCAUCAUGGAGUCGGGCUCGGAGCUGAGCAAAACGGUGGCGACCUUCAUACUGCAGAAGAUUCUGCUGGACGACAGUGGUUUGUCGUACAUCUGCCACACGUACGAUCGGUUCUCGCAUGUCGCCAUAAUUCUGGGAAAGAUGGUAAUAUCGCUUUCUAAGGAACCAUCGGCCAGAUUGCUGAAGCACGUCGUACGCUGUUACCUUCGACUCUCGGAUAAUCCACGUGCACGGGAAGCGUUGCGACAGUGCCUGCCGGAUCAACUGCGCGAUGGAACAUUUACGGCGUGCCUGCAGGAGGAUAAAUCGACCAAACACUGGCUAACGAUGCUGCUGAAGAAUCUGGAUACACCGGCCGGACCCGUUACCGAUCCGCGCCAGGUUGGCAUUGCUCCGCUCACUUCGUAA